This is a messenger RNA of Synchiropus splendidus (mandarinfish), 2011 nucleotides long. RefSeq names its product centromere protein U-like. The coding region runs from base 544 to 1611 and encodes 355 amino acids. Gene Ontology annotation, cellular component: nucleus. Lineage: Eukaryota; Metazoa; Chordata; Actinopteri; Syngnathiformes; Callionymidae. The record is from RefSeq and is a predicted model, not a curated record. The transcript has 14 exons.
UGACUGUUUCGAACGUAAUUUUAAUGACUCCAGUCAUGUUAUUGAGUGGACUUUGUACGGAGUCAAGGGGUUAAUAAAACCGAUCGUUUGUUUUCUUUGUUGUCGUUUUAAAAGCUUUACUUCACAAUCAAGGUUGUAACGUUGUUAACAUUUCAAGUAUACCAGGUUUGUUGUAUAGUUUGGAAACAGUAGCACUGAGGAAGACACAGGAGGCAGAGCUGGAGGUAGCAGAGAUGAAGAUGCUGAGCUUCUCUCUGGGAGUGAGCAGGAUGGAUGGGAUCAGGAAGCAGUAGAUCGGAGGGACAGCACAUGUCAGGUGAGGAAAAGUCACAGAGGCUAGAUGGAGAUGGUUUGGACAUGUACAGAGGAGGGAGCCAGUACAUUGGUAGGAAGAUGUUGAGGUUUAUGGAGGUGGUGAAGGAGGACGUGAGGUUUGUAGGUUUGAGAGAAGAGGAAGCAGAGGACGGGGUGAGAUGGAGGAGGAUGAUCCGCUGUGGCAACCCCUGAAGGGAGAAGCCGAUAGGAAAUGAAGAUACCAGGAAUAUGAAGAGGUCCGCCGCACGGCAGGAAGUCCAUCAGCAACAAUCUCUGAACUCUCCAGACUUGUCAGCCAUAGAGAAAGCGAGUUUCCUCGAUGGACUGGUCUGUGAUGAUGGUAACCCUCUGCACAGUACUGCCUUGGAGGACAAUUUGAAUACUUUUGUAGUGCCAAGUGAGGAAGCAGGUACACCUGAUACUCAGCAGACGGCAAAGAGAAACAGAAAACCCAGACCUCCUGAAAUCAACGGAAAGCCAAAGAAAGAAGCAGCUGGAGGAAAGAAGGUAGUUUCAGGAAAGAAGCCGUUGAAGCAAAAUGCAGCUGAAGCUCCAGCUCCAGCCAAGAGACCAGGGAAAGUAAAACAACCUCCUGCAUCACACGUAAAGGUCCAUCCAAAGAGGGCAAAUGGUGAGACUGAAGAAGAAGCUGGGAAUCCCAUGAAUGCUGAGUCAGAGGGAGAUUUGGACUCUGGAAUCAAUAAGAAGAAAAGACGGAGCCAUAUUCUUUCUUCUGAUGAUGAUGAUGAUGAUGAAGAAAAAAGCUGGAAACCAAGUCCAAAGAAGGCCACAAGGAACCGUGUCAUCAGGAAGCAAGAAACAUCCAAAAAGUCCCCCGCUGCUGGAGACCCUGGAAAGGCUGCUGCGACCUCCAGUGGUAAAAAGAGUACUUCUGGUGGAACCGAGCCUGAGGUGAUGCUGACAGCCUUUGUGGAGUACUGUGCUCAGUACAGGGAUUCAGUGGAGUCAGAAGCAGUUAAAGAGGCAAUUGACAUGUUCGCUGACAACGUUCGCAGCCAGCUCACCGAGAAGAUCUCUUCUGAGAAGAACUUCUUGACCUUAAAGCGAGAAAAUGCCAAGUUAGCCGUCUUGAUCGCCAAGAAGAAACAGCAACUGCUGCAAGCCAAAAAUGAGCUAAUGAGUGCUGAGAGAGAAUUCGGGCAGUUGAAAAGAGUAGAGGCUGAUCUUCAUGUCAGACUCUCUGACCUGAAAAAGGGUCGCGCUUUCCUCAGCAGCAUCAAGGAAGUCAGGCAGCAGUACCUCGAUCUCCGGUGCAAAAAGCCACUGAAGAAAUAGAAGUGAGGGAUGUCCAGUUUGCCUGCUCUAUUGCUGUUUAUGUGGAUGUAAAUAAAUGUGUUAUGGUUCUGUCAUUACUGGUGUAUGACAAAUUUACUCUGACCUGAACCUGAAAGUCUAGACACUCUCUUUAAGUACUUUCAAGAAUUCUACUGCUGCUCGUGAGAGAGGAUGGGCAUUGCAAAGAUCUGACCUGACCUCAGAGCACACCCUGGAGUGACGACUGUUCUGUCACAAAUUCCCAAGUCAGUAGAGACCCAGUGGAGUGUAAUGGAACAGGUGUGACAAAGCACAAUGUUUUCCUAUUUGAUUCUACUCCUUUUUAUUUUCCAGCCUCUUAAACCUUUUGGUUUAGAUGAAGGAUUUAGAGACUUUAUGAGCAUGCAAAUGCAGUACAUUG